Messenger RNA from Pezoporus occidentalis (night parrot), 2065 nucleotides. RefSeq names its product solute carrier family 22 member 13-like. Gene Ontology annotation, molecular function: transmembrane transporter activity. The record is from RefSeq and is a predicted model, not a curated record. The transcript has 10 exons. The coding region runs from base 105 to 1751 and encodes 548 amino acids. Gene Ontology annotation, cellular component: membrane. Lineage: Eukaryota; Metazoa; Chordata; Aves; Psittaciformes; Psittacidae. Gene Ontology annotation, biological process: transmembrane transport.
GUGGUGGCUGCCUACGACUUCAGGGCUUAUCUUAGGUUUAAACAUUAAUUCCAGCCCUGUGGACAGUCUGUUCCAGCACUGUCCUGUUCCAGAUACAGCUUCCAAUGUCGGGCGUCGGGGAGAUUUUGAAAGCAGUUGGUGAUUUUGGGCCAUUUCAGAAAUGGCUGGUGCUGCUCACCUUGCUUCCAUGCUUCACUCUGUCUUUCCACCAGUUUUGCCAGCUUUUUAUGGUUCCCCAUGAGCCUCAUCACUGCAACACCAGCUGGAUCUGUGCCAUUGGCCCCAACCUGACAGAGGAAGAGCAGCUGAACCUCACCCUGCCCCGGGAUGCGGAUGGGGCAUACGAGCAGUGCUCCAUGUACUCGCCGGUGGACUGGGACCUCGACUCCAUUGUGGCUUAUGGCCUGAAUGCCACAGAGAAGUGCAGCAGUGGCUGGGUGUACCCCUCAGCACAAGCACCGUCCCUGCUGACCGAGUUUGACCUGGUGUGCGACAGGAAGGACCUGAAUGACAUCUCCCAGUCCAUCUACAUGCUGGGGAUGUUCCUAGGAUCCAUGAUCUUUGGGCCACUGAGUGACAGGAUGGGCCGCCGGACAGUCAUUCUGAUCUCCAUGUUUCUCCAGGGCUUGUUUGGGGUAGCAAUCGCCUUUGUACCCCAUUUCGAUGUGUACAUGGCCUUCAGAUGUGUCGUGGGGGCUUCAGUGGCAGGGAUCACCAUGACGAUGCUGUCCUUGGCUACAGAAUGGGUCGGUGUUUCACACCGGCCAAAGGCAGUGCUUACUUCUCAUUGUUGCUUCGCCAUCGGUCAGAUGAUUUUGGCUGGCUUGAGUUACGGUAUUCACAACUGGAGGCUGCUGCAGAUUGCAGGAUCUGCUCCUGUGUUUGCUCUUUUCUUCUACAUCUGGGUGCUCCCAGAAUCCGCUCGGUGGCUGGUGAUAAAAGGCAGGAUAGAAGAAGCUAAGAAGGUCCUUCAGAAGGCAGCAUCCAUCAACAAGCGCACCCUCCCACCGGAGCUCCUGGAGCAGCUGAAGCCCGAGGCUCAGCCCAAGCCUGGAAGCACUCUGGAUCUCUUUCGGAAGAAGCACCUGCGGAAGGUGACUUUAAUCAUGACCUGCACCUGGUUUGUGAGCAGCCUUGUCUACUACGGGCUGAGUCUGAACGUGACAAACUUUGGUCUGGACAUCUACCUGACACAGCUUGCCUUUGGAGCAGUGGAAAUCCCUGCCCGUGUUGGUUGUAUCUUCACGCUGCAGUGGUUCGGGAGGAAGAAAACCCAGGCUGUUCUCCUGAUACUGAGUGGCCUCAUGUGUCUGGUCAUCAUUGGCAUCCCUGAAGACCAGCCCGUGGUGACCACCGUCCUGGCCACCAUCGGCAAGUUUACAGCCACGGCCUCCUUCUCCACUUCCUACAUCUACUCCGCAGAGCUCUUCCCCACGGUCAUCAGGCAGACUGGUGUGGGGCUGUGCUCGAUGUCGGCGCGGCUGGCAGGGAUCAUGGCACCCUUGAUGCUGCUGAUGGAGCGGUACCACCGGGCCAUCCCCAUGGCCGUCUUUGGCAGUGUCACUGUGGUGGUGGGGCUGCUCUGCUUCCUGCUGCCCGAGACCCGCGGCACUGACCUGGCGGAUGACACAAGGGAUGGCUGCCCCCCAGCCCAGGUCUGUGAAAAUGCCAACAGCAGCUCUGAAAAUGGGCAUGUGAAAGGAAAAGGUGGUGGCCAAGACAAUGAGCACACAAAGAGCACUCAGUUCUAGCUGGGCCUGCAAGCGGCUCUGGCUGAAGGCAACUAGUGCUGUGCCAGCACCGGGGACAGGCAGGGUCUCCGUUUGCAGGACACCACCACCUCUCAAGUGAUCACUGCCAAUUCUUGUCUUUCCUUUCCUUUUUGCUUUCUUGCCUCUCCCCCUAUGGCUUGUUCUCAGGCACUGUGUGCUCUCUGGUGUUCUACAGUGCUGUUGCUGGAGAAAAUCUGAUGCUUUUCAUGUAAGGGUGUGUGGGUUUUGUCUAGGAUAGAGUUUGUUUUCUUCAUAGUAUCUGGUAUGGGGCUGUGAUUUGGAUCUGUGCUGGA